This is a messenger RNA of Lathyrus oleraceus (garden pea), 2749 nucleotides long. RefSeq names its product leucine-rich repeat receptor-like protein kinase TDR. Bases 259 to 2283 code for a protein of 674 amino acids. Gene Ontology annotation, molecular function: protein binding. The record is from RefSeq and is a predicted model, not a curated record. The transcript has a single exon. Lineage: Eukaryota; Viridiplantae; Streptophyta; Magnoliopsida; Fabales; Fabaceae.
UGAAAAAAUAUUAUUGCAGAUUUGAAGGCUUUAUUUCCUAAUGGCAAACACCAUUCAAAUAAAUAAGUUCAUUAGGGUCCCCUCUUGCUCCCAAAAGUAACCUGAAUAAUAUUCUAAAACUAAAGAGAAUAGUCAUCAAUAGUAUGCACAAAACCCUUUCCUCUUCUCAUUCCCAAUGCAUUCAUAAUACCAUAAAACAAAAUAUACUUAUAUUAUAGUGACACCAUUAUCUCACUUCCUUGCUAUCUCCAAGUUACAAUGAAAAUAUUCAAAUUCUUUUACUUCAUUAAUCUUCUCAUUCUUCUCUCUAUUUUCAUCCCAUCAUCAUCAUCAUCAUUACCAAUUGAUCCUUAUUCACAAGCACUCUUGAGUCUAAAAUCUGAGCUUAUAGAUGACAACAACAACUUGGAUGAUUGGGUGGUUCCCUCAGGAAUCAACUUAACUAAAAAUGGAAGUUCCUAUGCUUGUUCUUGGUCUGGUAUCAAGUGUAACAAAGACUCACUUGUAACUUCCAUAAACCUUUCCAUGAAGAAACUAGGAGGGACAAUAUCAGGUAAAGGAUUCAGUGUCUUCACAAAUGUUAUUGAUUUCAACCUAAGCUAUAAUUUCUUCUCCGGGAAUCUUCCACCAGAAAUUUUUAACCUCACAAGCUUGAAAAGCUUGGACAUAAGCAAAAACAAUUUUUCAGGUCAAUUCCCAAAAGGAGUUUCAAAACUUAAAAAUUUGAUUGUACUUGAUGCACUUAGCAACAGCUUUUCAGGUCAAUUACCUGCCGAAAUUUCAGAAUUGGAAUAUCUUAAGAUUCUUAACCUAGCUGGAAGUUACUUCAGAGGAGCAAUUCCAUCUGAAUAUGGCUCUUUCAAAAGCCUUGAGUUUCUUCAUCUAGCUGGAAAUUCUCUAUCAGGAAAUAUACCUGCCAAUCUUGGUAAUCUUCAAACACUGACUCACAUGGAAAUUGGCUACAAUUUUUAUCAGGGCUUCAUUCCACCGCAAAUAGGUAAUUUGAGCAAGCUGAAGUAUCUUGACAUAGCAGAUGCUAAUCUUUCUGGUUCUAUUCCAAAGGAACUUUCCAAUCUCACAAGUUUGCAAUCACUUUUUCUCUUCAAAAACCAACUCACAGGAUCAAUACCAAGUGAGCUCAGCAGAAUUAAACCUCUCAAAGAUUUAGAUCUCUCGGAUAACUUCCUUUCAGGGUCCAUUCCGGAAAGUUUUUCAGAGUUGAAGAAUUUAAGACUUCUUAGUCUAAUGUACAAUGAGAUGAGUGGAACUGUUCCAGAAGGCAUUGGAGAACUCACAUUCUUGGAAACUCUUCUUAUUUGGAAGAAUAAUUUCUCUGGAUUUCUCCCAAAGAGUUUAGGACAAAACUCCAAACUCAAAUGGCUGGAUGUCUCCACAAACAAUUUCAAUGGCAGCAUACCACAAGACAUUUGUCUCGGUAGAGUACUCUACAAGCUAAUUCUGUUUUCAAACAAAUUCACUGGAAGUCUCUUCUCGAUCGCGAAUUGUUCUUCCCUUGUUCGACUUCGCGUCGAAGAUAAUUCAUUCUCAGGUGAAAUCCCUUUAAAAUUCAGCCAUCUUCAUGAUAUCACAUAUGUCGAUUUGUCAUCGAACAGUUUUGUUGGAGGGAUUCCCUCAGAUAUUUCUCAAGCCACUCAAUUGGAGUACUUCAAUGUCUCUUACAAUAAGCAAUUAAGAGGCAACAUCCCUACACAAAUAUGGUCUCUACCACAACUUCAAAAUUUCUCAGCAUCUUCUUGUGGCAUUUUAGGCCAUCUUCCUUCAUUUGAGUCCUGCAAAUCAAUUUCGGUAAUCGAUCUUGAUCGAAACAACUUAUCUGGAACAAUCUCAAAUAGUGUUUCCAAGUGUCAAGCUCUUGUAACAAUCAAAUUAUCUAACAAUAAUUUGACAGGUCAAAUACCUGAAGAGCUUGCCAAUUUACCUAUUCUCAAAUUUGUAGAUUUAUCUAACAAUAAGUUCAUUGGCAUCAUACCUGCAAAGUUUGGCAGUUCAUCAACUUUACAACUUCUCAACGUGUCUUUCAACAAUAUCUCGGGUUCAAUACCAAAAGGAGAGGCAUUCAAGUUAAUGGAUAGCAGUGCUUUUGUUGGAAAUCCAGAGCUAUGUGGAGCACCAUUAAGACCAUGUUUUGAGUCUCUGGGAAUAUUAGGCAGCACAGGGACUUGGAAGCUUACACAAAUUGUGUUACUUUUUGUAGGUUUGUUAAUAAUCCUUCUGGUGUUCGCUUUUGGAAUACUUCACUUCAGAAAGGGAUUCAAGAGUUAAUGAAAAAUGGUUUCAUUGUUUCUUAUGCACGUUGGUAUGCAUAAGAAACAAGUGUUACUUUUCAAAUGGCAGAAAAUGAAGCAAUGAAUGAGGAACUCUGCAAUGAUGUCUAAACUUUUAGGGAGAUGACUCGGGAAAUUUUGGUCCGCGGAAGGUUGAAAAGUGCAGCAGCUAACAUUCACAGCAAAUCACAUGAAGUGGUCUCUGCGAGUUCAAUGCAAGAGAUUUCUCAUGGUUAAAGAGUUUAGAAGAUGGAAAAGCUUCUAAAUAAGGGAAAGGCAAAAUUUACAUUUGCAUCAAAAUGUUGAAAGCCAUUAGAAAGAAGUGAUUUGCAUAGUUAACAAGUUUGCAGAUGUGUGAUUAGAAGACUUUGUAGCUUGUAUGAUACAUGUUUCCAUUGUUUCAAUGUGUGAUACAUUCAUGUCAAAGUGUUCCUCAACCUACUUAGUAAAAUACUUGAAAUUAA